AGGCAAAGACACACAGGUGUCAGGACAACAGCCACGUGCCGCAUCCACGUUAAACAUUCCUUCAAGUAGUCAAAGUGCAGGAGUGUUUUCCAGGUUAAAGUUCACUUUGUGUUCAGUUCCUAGAGAAUGUAGGUAUUUGUGCAUGUGUGUCAGCUAUCUUACUUUGUCCAUAGGACAAAAUUAGAAUAUAUUAGUCUGUGUUGACAUCAUCUGCAGGGUCAUAUUUCGUUGUUUUGGUUUCAGCGGACCCAACCUACCAAACCAGCUGUUCUAACAUCUGGAUGCAUCAGCGUGUUGAACUAAUCUUGCAGGGAUGGUGGAGAUGUGCAUGAACAUGGUUGUGCCGUACUGAUGUUCCACAGGAACUUCUGCUUGUUUACUGAAGCCUGUCCUCAGUGUUGAGUUCAUUUAGACUUACAGUAGUUUGGUGCUAAGCCCCAGCGAAUGUGUGAGAAACGUGAGCCCUCCUACUGUUCAUACAUUCCUGUUCUCAGGGUUACUGGGUUCAUAUGAAAAUGUGUUAUUGUGUUAGUAGAUUACUACUGUAUGAGCAGUGAAGCCGUUCCCAGAGCUGCAGCCACUGCAGGAAGUCAGUGGGACAUAACAGACAUGAAGAGAAACAUAAAGAGUCUUGGUCCAGUUAGACUCAAGUAUUCUGCAAUAGUACUUCAUAUAUUACUUUGACUCCUUAAUAUAUUAUGCUGUUGAAGCCAAAGUAAUUGAAAGUUGUGUUAUUGUUUUUUUCAAUAAUUUAUUUUUUAGCAAUAAUAGUUUUCUGUGGUAUGAAUUUUUCGAGCGAUUAUUCUGCAACAAGAAACAUCCAGGCGCUCAAAAAAGUAGACGCUUGACUUUUCAAGGCAACUGGUGCUGCUGCGUCGAAUAACUGCAGAGUUAGAAAAUAAACUGGAAUGUUGAACGUUACAGCACAAAAUGCAGCUUCUCUAACAAGAGAGGUGGAGGCAGAGAGGAAGGGAAUGUAAGACACACACACACAUGCAGGGGUGUCAUAUGUCCUUAUCAAAGAGGCAUUGUGCAGAAAGUCAGACUAUGUAAGCUAAGAAAGGACAUUUUAGUUUUUUUCUUUUAAAGUGAAACUGACAAAAAGUCUUUUAUUUGUUUGGAUAAGUCACCGUUGCCUUUGUCAGCACCUGGAGCAUUCACACUUCAUGUGUUAGUCAAAAAAUAUGAAUCUAAAUAAAAAUCAUGUUGCCAGCCCCCCCAGUGCUCUUCAUUAAAGUCAGUGCUCUCCUCCUCCAUUGUGGCCGAUGCAGGAUGUCCAGUUGCACAAAGAACCUCCCACUGGGGGAGUGUUCAGCCUCAGUAAUAAUAAUUUAGGGUUGUUAUCACUGUACCAGAAAACAUUUGAGUCCAUGGAUCCUCACUGAAGAGGUUUCCCUCCAAGUCUAACAGCCUGAAAUGGAUGACGACAGCCUGAAGAAGAGGAAGGAGUCCCAGAACGGCUCCUCAGGCCACAGUGUCGUCUCUCAGACCAAACAGGAGAAGCCUGCGAAGGCUACUGUGCUUCAGAAAGAUGUGGGCCUGGUGAGCGGCAUCUGUCUGAUCGUGGGGACCAUGAUCGGCUCCGGCAUCUUCAUUUCUCCCAAGUCUGUCCUGCUGUACUCUGGAGCCGUGGGACCCUGCCUCCUGAUCUGGGCAGCCUGUGGAGUGUUGUCCACUCUGGGGGCCCUGUGCUACGCUGAGCUCGGCACCAUGAUCACCAAGUCUGGGGGAGACUACGCGUAUCUAAUGGAGGCCUAUGGUCCCGUCCCAGCCUACCUUUUCUCCUGGACCACUGUGAUGGUGUUGAAGCCGUCCUCCUUCGCCAUCAUCACCCUGAGCUUCGCCAAAUACGCCUCCACGCCUUUCUACCCUGACUGCACUCCUCCAGUGGUUGUUACUAAGUGUCUGGCAGCUGCAGCUAUACUGGUGAUUGUCAGCAUCAACUGUCUGAGCGUCAGACUAGCGAGCUACGUGCAGAACUUCUUCACCGCAGCCAAACUUUUAAUCAUCGUUAUCAUUGUUGUCGCCGGCAUCGUUCUGCUGGCACAAGGAAACACUGAGAAUUUGUCCAAUGCAUUUGAGGACUCUUCACAGUCCUUUGGAGCAAUUGGACUCGCAUUCUACAACGGGCUUUGGGCUUAUGAUGGAUGGAAUCAGCUAAAUUUCAUUACAGAGGAGCUGAAAAACCCAUACAGGAACCUUCCCCUGGCCAUCCUCAUCGGGAUCCCUUUGGUCGGUGUGUGCUACGUGCUGGUCAAUGUGGCCUACUUCACUGUCAUGACCCCCAACGAACUGCUGCUGUCUGAAGCUGUAGCCGUGACCUUCGGGGACAGAGUCCUCCACCCAGUGUCGUGGAUCGUUCCGCUCUUUGUCGUCUUCUCCACGUUUGGUGCCGCCAACGGUAGCUGCUUCACUGCUGGCAGAUUGGCCUAUGUGUCUGGUAGAGAAGGUCACAUGGUAAAAGUCUUAUCCUACAUCAGUCUGAAGCGCUACACCCCAGCCCCUGCUCUCAUUUUCAAUGGCCUCUUGGCUCUUUGCUACGUGAUGCCAGCCGAUAUAAACACCCUCAUUAACUAUUUCAGCUUUGCUCAGUGGGUGAUUUAUGGGCUGACAGCAUUGGGUCUCAUAGUCAUGCGUUUCACAAAGAAGGAGCUGCACAGACCAGUGAAGGUGCCGAUUGUCAUCCCGGCCCUGAUGGUCCUGGUGUCUUGCUACUUGGUCCUGGCUCCCAUCAUUGAUAAGCCAGAGCUGGAGUAUCUCUACUGUGCUCUCUUCAUUUUUGGUGGACUUCUCCUUUACUACCCUUUUGUCCACCUGAAAGUCGAAUGGGCUCGAAAAAUCAUGAGACCUAUCACCAUGCAUCUCCAGCUGCUGAUGGAAGUAGUUCCCGCUGAGAAGACUGAAUGAAAACAAACCGGACUGACAAAAAAUCAUACUUUUACAUACUGUAUAUACUGCAGUGUACCUAAAUACAUAAAGUAAAAUACAGCAACUAUAUUUUCCCUGUAUGGUACUCCACAUAAACAUGCUUAUUAACCCAUACUGUGUUGCUAUGGUAGGAUCCAUAUGCUAAACUAAUGCGGCCAUGUUGAACAUUGCCCCCUGUAGUCCAUGUGCAUUAGUGUUUACUGGGAUAAGUUUCACCAUGUAGAGCUGCUCUUGGAGCUAGGUGUGUGUGUGUGUGUGUGUGUGUGUGUGUGUGUGUGUAUUUGUGUGUGUGUGUGUGUGUGUGUGUGUGUGUGUGUGUGUGUGUGUGUGUGUGUGUGUGUGCGCAAUUGAGAAAAGGGAAAUGGUAAACAGUGUUUACUCAUUAUUUACAAAUGCUCCCACUCCCGUAUUUCACACUGGAAGUACUGCAAUGUGCUACUGUGUGUUUAUUAAAAGUAUUAAUCUUGUCGAGCAUAAAGUGAUCAUGGGAAACAAACAAUUUGUGAUUUCUGUUUGUGUUAAGUUAAUUGCAUUUCUCAUAACUGUCUUCACAUCUAACUAAGUCACAAUGUGGCUUGAACAAGCUUAUAAAAAACAGUUUACAGCAUUAGUUGACAUGAGAGUAGUGGACUGAAUGGCUCAGCAUCCCGUGCAAUUUCCACUAGAUGUCAGUAUAUCCAUGUAAAUAUGAAACUACAAAGCAGCAGGAAACAGGGCAGUCAAUAUGACCAUUCAUAAAGGUAAUUUUGUGUUUUGUCAGUUAAUAUUGUGGUUUUUUUUGCAGCUGUACUUGUAAUAACCAAUGAGUGAGGACAGGGAGCAGCAGCUUUUAUUGUUGUGUCACUGUUAUGAAGAGUUAUGAAGAUGUUUGUAAUUAUACAUUUACCUGGAAGAGCAGGGAAUCUACAUAAUGCAUUUCUAUACAUGUUUUGAUUGUAUUGAAGGUAAAUAACUGCCUUUGUAUAGAGAAUCUCUCUCUCUGGUAUUUGUUGCUCUGCAGCGGCGCCUAAUGCUCCAUGUAGAGUCAAACUAAGGUUUCCACCGUGAGAUUUCGGUGAAAAACUGAAGGUCUUCCUCUGUAAGUGCCAGUAAAUUUGCAUUGGCUGUGCUGAAUGAGAAGCUGCUUGCUUAAUUCUGCCAAAUUAGACUGGAGCUGUCUGCAGAAGCAACAUGUUGGAUGCGUAUCUGGUCAUGUUUGGCUCUCUCUAAAUGUGUGCUGUGUUUUUGUUAAAGAAAGCUGUUUCUAAACCAACAGGCCCCACAUUAGGAUUGAAAAAAUUAAAACAGGCAGCGCUCUGCUGGCAGUUCUAAGCUCUGAUUUG
Messenger RNA from Betta splendens (Siamese fighting fish), 4250 nucleotides. RefSeq names its product b(0,+)-type amino acid transporter 1-like. Gene Ontology annotation, biological process: amino acid transmembrane transport. The record is from RefSeq and is a predicted model, not a curated record. The transcript has 13 exons. Bases 1417 to 2907 code for a protein of 496 amino acids. Lineage: Eukaryota; Metazoa; Chordata; Actinopteri; Anabantiformes; Osphronemidae. Gene Ontology annotation, cellular component: membrane. Gene Ontology annotation, molecular function: L-amino acid transmembrane transporter activity.